Molecule: messenger RNA, 2886 nt
Organism: Manduca sexta (tobacco hornworm)
Lineage: Eukaryota; Metazoa; Arthropoda; Insecta; Lepidoptera; Sphingidae
Product: protein CEPU-1-like
Exons: 6
Coding region: 2-808 (268 amino acids)
Cellular component (GO): neuron projection
Source: RefSeq, a predicted model, not a curated record
CAUGUUCACUGGACCCAACCUGAACCUGAGCAAAGUGGAACGCAGGCAGAUGGGCGCGUACCUCUGCAUCGCUUCCAACGACGUGCCGCCCUCUGUCAGCAAGAGGAUCAUGCUCAAUGUUAACUUUCCGCCAUCAAUUUUGGUAGCGACACAGCUGAUAGGUGUUCCGAGCGGAACACUGGCAAAACUGGAGUGCUUUGUAGAAGCAUAUCCUCAACCUAUCACAUAUUGGCUGAAGGAUGGAGAGCAGAUGAUUUUGUCAAGUGGCAAGCUCGACAUAUCCGAAGACAGAAUCUCUCAGUACCAACUCCGUACUAUACUCACUAUAAAUAGCUUCACUUCUGAAGACAAAGACCCGGGGACAUACACCUGCGUGUCUGCUAAUACUAUGGGGAAAGCAGAAGGACAUUUAAGAGUAUAUGAAAUAAAAAUAACGACUACGACAACAACGACAACCACUACGACUACAACGACCACAACGACAACAACGACGCCACCACCGACUACCACAGAACCGCCGCCACGUUACGUUGUUCCACUCCAACCAGCUGAGCAAAAGUUUUACACGCCAGAUGUGACUACGUACGAUACAAUGCAAAAUGUUAUCGAGCAGUCCGUGCUGGACAAUAACUGGCUACCUACAGCGGACUCAACAGGUUCCAGAGGCCAAGCCUUGUCUCUUCCGUUUCUCGCUAUCAUCUCACUGUUACCACAGUUAAGUAACAUAAUAAAUUUUAGCUCUAAUAUAUUACAUUCAAUUAAUUAUAGGAAUAAAAUAAUAAAAUUCAUCGUCCAUUGUGCAAGAUGAUAAGUUAUAAAAGCUUUUUAAAAAUCUGUCAAUUUAAAUUACAUUAAGAUGUUUAUUUGCUAUGAGUAAAUUAGAAAUCUUUCCAAGUAGAGGCGUCAAGUUGAAUGUAUACUCAGCCACUUGAUAUUACCGCCGUUCAUGUUUUGCAUAAAUUUAUUGUGUACCGUCUAAGAUUUUAGCGGUACAAAUGUAUUUAAUUAUAAUAUUUUUAACUUUUAUUACCUGUAUAUCAAAAUCUAAAGGUUUGCGCUGUCGUACAUGAAUAUUUAUGAAAGAAACAAUUAGAAUAUUGUUACAUAUUCCGCCAAGACUAAUUCAUAAAAGGUUCUCACGUUAGAAUUUGAAUUAAAGGCAACACUUAUUCCUAAUAUUUGUGUGGCUAUUUUGGCAGGCUGUCCGACGUCGUAAAUCUUGAGGAAAUAAUGAAGUACUUUUUCAUUCGGACCUAACGCCUCUGUUUGUGAAGGUUCUUAGGCAAUAAAAAUGAUUAAUUUCACUCGCGCAAUCUGUAACGAGCCAACUUCGCUAGCUUGUUCGAGUGAAACAUAAGUCUGUUAGUUUGUAUUGUCAUCAAAAUGGCGAUAUCACUGGAUUACUAAUAUUCCAAAGGCAUUAAUUUAUUUUUAGUCAUAAGGGUGUAUAAAAUAACUUCUUGUAAAUAGACAUUGCUGGUUUAGCAUAAGUUGUAGCGCAAAGGUCUCAUGAAUUUAGUGAUAAAAUGCCAAAGGUUUCUGAAUAUGGUAUUACCGAUUGGUGCAAAUAAUUGGAGUGUCCUUUUGUACAGAAUAGUUAAUUCAUAAUUCUGGUGUUGGAAAGUAAUUUUAUGUUGGCUAGGUUCCUUCUCUAUUUAAAUAUAGUAAGAUUGAUAUCCGUUUGUAUUGAAUAGUGGAGCAGAAGAGAAGGAAAACUAAUGUAACGAUUGAUACUUCUGAACUGCCCUUAAAAGUUAACAUCGAUUAUAUUUAUGAUGAUUUAUAGAAAAAGCAUAUAGUUAAUUUAAAUUCAAGCAAUAAUCAACAUUAAUACAAAAAAGAAAAGGUAAUCGUGAGCCAGUCCAAAUUUUCCUAUUAAGUUUGAGCGAAUUCUUGUAAAGCGAAAAAGGCAUAAACGAUUCUUGACAUAAUACCAAAGCCUUUAAACGCAUGUAGUACAUAAGGUCUCACUAGAGCAAAUAUUGUUAUUGAUAAUGAUUAUUAUGUUAUAUUGAAAUGCCAAAACAAAGAAUAAGAAAACUCACAGUUUUCUCAAAGUUUGUUUUAUUAAAAUCUCUUAAUGUUAACACAUUAACACAUCAAAAAUAUCUACUCUUAAUCUAAAGCAUAUCAAUAAAUGUAUAAAUAAAUGUACAUAGUAUGUUAAAUGGAAUAAACUAAGUUUCGCUUUGUAAACUUGUGAGUUCUCUGCAGCUGUCUUCAAAUUGUUUUUAAUUCGAUUAAGUUCUCGAACGCGGGCUCUGUUGUCUUGUUGAUACUUUUUAUUUCUUAUUCCUUCUUUAUCUUAGCUGGUUUGUUUAUACAUAACUGCUUGUUUGAAGGAUGUACGAAUUAUGUAAAAAGUAUUUAGAAUGAAUAUUUUUAAUGCAUCAAUCAUUUACUUUGAUUUGAUUUCCUAGCCUGACUAACAUAUUGUGAUAAUAUAUGGAACUAAUCUCUUGUGCACUGACAAUUAAAAAUGAAAACACGAAAAGCUUUUCCUAAAGCAGGUUUUUUAUUUCCUAGUAAGGCAACAGGCUUUAAUAGUAAAUAUGAACGUGCGACUUACGAAUGGUUUGUAAUAAUUAAAUACCAACUAGCUCAUCACUUUAAGAGUCACAAUAACUAUUGUAAUUAAAAGUUCUAAAAUAACACAUUUAAUUAUGCACCGCUGCCAUCGAACUCUGUGUAUGCAUUCAAAAUUAAUUUAUGCUUCCACCGCUACAAUCUAAACGGCUAAAUUAUUUUAAUAUAAGCGUUAUUUAGUUUUAGGGGAAUGUUAUGUAAAUAUUGAAGGUACUUAGGUAUUUAAUUAGAUAAGAUUGAUUUAUGGACGCCACGAAUAAUUGUACAUAUGGAUAUGAAUAAACUGACGAUUUAUAAAUA